AUGCAGGUGGAGCAGAGUCCUCCAACCCUGAGUCUCCAGGAGGGAACAAACUUCACUCUGACCUGCAAAUUUUCUACCACCGUGAGAAGUGUGCAGUGGUUCCGACAGAAGCCGGGGGGCAGCUUGGUCUCCCUGUCUUACACAGCUUCAGAGACAAAGAAGCAGGAGGGAAGGUUAACCACGUCAUUGAAUUUUAAAAAAGAUAGCACCUUGGACAUCACCGGCUCCCAGCUGGACGACUCAGGCACCUACCUGUGGCUCAGCCAGGGCGAGAAAGUGGAGCAGAAGCUUUCCACCCUGAGCGUCCAGGAGGGGAGCAGCGCUGUCCUCAACUGCACCUAUUCAGACAGCACCUCAGAUUACUUCCCCUGGUACAAGCAAGAACCUGGAAAAGAAGCCAACAGAAGGGAGCAGAGCCUGGGCUCUCUGAGUGUCCGGGAGGGAACUGUUAUCUCUCUACACUGCACUUACAGUGACCUUGCUUCUCAGUACUUCUUGUGGUAUAGACAGUAUUCUGGGAAAGGCCUCGACUUGCGGAUCUACAGACUGGACCAAGUCAACCAGAGCUCCUCCCUGCUGAGGAGUGUCUGAGACGUCCGGCACAGCAACUCAGCCUCCUACCUCUGUGCAGCGAGCAGUCUCUGGUGCUUCCCUUGCUACCUGCACCAACACCAAACCUGCUGGGGCCCAGCAAUGCCUCGGGAGAACUUGGGCUGCAGGGCAGAGAAAUCUCACUCUUCAGAUGAAAACAGCAUUAACAGUGAUAGGAUGCGGGGUUCGACUGAUUAG
Condylura cristata (star-nosed mole) is the source of this 789-nucleotide messenger RNA. RefSeq lists its product as uncharacterized. The record is from RefSeq and is a predicted model, not a curated record. NCBI's taxonomy places the organism in Eukaryota, Metazoa, Chordata, Mammalia, Eulipotyphla, Talpidae.